UAUGAUACGGUAUGAUAAUUUUAUCGGUUUGAUAAAGGUUUUAAUUCCACACUAUUGAUUUGGUGACAAAUGGCAUCAUAAAUAUAUUUUGGAAGGAUAAAUUAUGUAAGGGAAAUGCAUGUUUCGUUAUUUACUGUUACUCAGGGAUGACCAAUAAUGACCGCUAGAUGCCGCUAUUUGUUCAGGAACCAACGUUAUGUUGCCUAUGUCGCUAAAUUAUUUUUAGUCUGCAUAAUGACAAUUAUUAUAUUAUUUUUUGUUCGCCAUAAUAUCUUAUAUUCACGGGGUACCUUUUUGAAAACCAAGAUAUGGAAGCACUCUGCAGAAACACAAAUUAAGGCAUUUUCGUCAGUUCUCGAGACAGAUAUUGAGGCCAGCUCAAACGAAAAUGCUUUGUCCGACGAACAGUUAAAAUUAGAAAUCGAGAAAAUUUUGCCCAGUUUGCCAGAAAUUAAAAAGGAUUGGGAAUCGGAUGCAAAAAGGGGAUAUAAUCAAACUUGUGCUAAGUUUGUACUACCUCUAGACAUUGAGUACCGCGACUCAUAUUGGCAAUCUCAGAAAACUAGUAACGGUAUGUUCCUUUUAUACAAUGCAUAUUUGGAUACCAGAUCGGAAAAUACACUUGGUCCUACUGUAAGAAUUGUAGGAAUGAUAGAUAUACACGAAAUAAGUUCAACUACAUAUUGUCAACUUUGGUUUAACGAUACAAACAACCCAGUAAUCGUAAAAACCUUUGAACAUAGAAGUAUCUGGUGGUUCGGAAAACCACAAGAAGGUUAUUUUAUACCGUAUCUUAUAUCAUGCGUUUUGCCAAAAGAAUUUAGCAAACGAAUUCCGGAAUCUAUUUCCUUGGUGGAAAGAGAGUGUGAUAAUGCAACUAAUCGCUUAAGAGUUUUAUACGACAACCCUGGGAAAAAAGAAGAUUUUGCAGUUUGUACAAAAGGCUUAAGUUUUCCAAACGAUAUUUCCUCUAGACUGACGGAGUGGAUAGAAAUGUUAGAUGUUACAGGCGUAAAUAAAAUCUUUCUCUACGAGCUCUACACACAUCCGAAUACAAGAAAAAUUUUAAAUUAUUAUGAGAAAAUGGGGAAAAUCCAAGUAACUACUUUGACGUUACCGGGAGGCCAAUCUAAUGUUCCGUUUCUACAACAUUUUUAUCUCCAGAAACAAAUUCUAAGAAAAAGACUUAAUGAAAUUGUUCCAUACAAUGAUUGCUUUUACAGAAACAUGUAUCGAUACAAGUAUAUUAUUGUGAUUGAUACAGAUGAAGUCAUAGUUCCUAUGAAAGAUGACAAUUUAAAAGCACUGAUGCACAGAGUCAAAACGAAGUUAUUAGCAACUGGAAAAAUUGAACGCGGAGCUGCAUAUACUGUGACAAAUGUUCAUUUUGUUAAUGGUUCAACUGAGGAUGAAACUAUACCUAAGCACAUGUAUAUGCUUCGACAUACAUACAGAGACAAGGAAAUGCACGAUAAAGAGUUCCUUAAGUCUUUUUUAAACACAGAAAAAGUGUUAACAGUUUUCAAUCACUACCCACUUGACUGUUUGAAACCUGGACCUUGUCUAAAAUAUCAUAUAGAUUCCGAAGAUGCGCAUUUGCAACACUACAGGCCAAAUUGCAAAGUCAAAUGCAAAGGGAAACAACAUGUAACCGAUGAAUCAAUUUGGAAAUAUAGAGAUAUACUUAUAAAAAGAGUACAGAGCACAUUAACUAAUAUAGGACUGAUUAAAGAAAAAUAAACAAUAAUAGUAACAGUAUUUGUUAUAUUAAAAUAUAUUGAUUGUACUAUUUU
Molecule: messenger RNA, 1793 nt
Organism: Diabrotica virgifera virgifera (western corn rootworm)
Lineage: Eukaryota; Metazoa; Arthropoda; Insecta; Coleoptera; Chrysomelidae
Exons: 8
Coding region: 157-1740 (527 amino acids)
Source: RefSeq, a predicted model, not a curated record